Amphiprion ocellaris (clown anemonefish) is the source of this 10394-nucleotide messenger RNA. It is a transcript of the gene carmil2, whose product is annotated as capping protein regulator and myosin 1 linker 2. Gene Ontology annotation, molecular function: protein binding. Gene Ontology annotation, cellular component: lamellipodium; plasma membrane. The transcript is spliced from 41 exons. The record is from RefSeq and is a predicted model, not a curated record. Lineage: Eukaryota; Metazoa; Chordata; Actinopteri; Pomacentridae. Gene Ontology annotation, biological process: cell migration; regulation of Arp2/3 complex-mediated actin nucleation. The coding region runs from base 296 to 6007 and encodes 1903 amino acids.
UUCAUCCUCCAUUUUGUGAUUUUUGCUGCCACAUACCAACACAUACCUCCUCUACUCUCUACUUUUCAGCCAGCACCGGAGAAUUUGCGGCAGUUGUCUAAUUUAGAAACAGUCUGUCUUACUUUUUUUCAGUCUGAAAGUAUUAGCUGGUUAUCAAAUAUUUACAUCCAUGUUUCUCUAUAUUAUUUCUUCCCUUUGUACUGACAAUGUGGAAACAGGAAGAGCAGUAGAGGAUUACAGCUUGACUAUUUGCACAUCUUUUCAUUAAUUCUAAUGUUUCACUAAAUUCUACAAUAUGGACUCCGUCUCUCAGAACCUACAAGAUCAGAUCUCAGAGUUGCUCAAACCACACAGAGUUUGCCUGGUGACACCUGUUAUUCUGAACCAAUCCAGUCAACCAUGUGGAAGAUCAGCCAGCAGGUUUGUGGUGCUGAGUCUAUGGAGAGGUUACUUGGUUAUAAACAAGCAACCUGUCAGGGUGGAGAGUACGUUCAGCUACCUAGAGAUUUGCUCCAUCAAUAUUCACAGUCUCAUGCAGAUUGUGUUGGAGACAGACAGGCAGACUCUGUCUUUCAGUGUCUUACAUGCUGAUGAUCUUGAGGCCAUGAUCAGUCACAUGACUGCCUCACUGAAAAGGAUCUUCCCUGAUUCAUCCCCAAGAAAGCUGCUAAAGACAAUUCCCUUUGAUCUCCAGGAGAGACUCCUCACUCUGACUGAUGUGAUAGAACAGCAGCUGGAGUGUCAGCCUGGCUGUUGCGGAGGAUUCUCGGAUACCUAUGCUGCUUUGUGUGAUUUCAAUGAGAUGCCUUUUAGAGAGGAGAUUCAGUGGGAUGUUGACAACAUAUACUACAUCCACAACUGGAGACAGUUCAAUCUGCAGGACUUUAGUCACUUAGACAGCAGGGACUUGGCAUUGGCUGUAGCAGCUUUGUCUUUCAACCAGUGGUUUACAAAGAUCUGCUGCAAAGAACUGAAACUGUCAGUGGACGUCCAGCAGCAGCUGACUUUCCUGCUGUCCAGAUCUCCCAGUCUGCAGGAGCUCUCACUGGAGGCCAGUGGACUGAAACUGGACUUUGCAGUCAAAAUGGCAGCUGCUCUUCGAGAGCACACCUCAUCUACCCUGCAAUCCAUCAACCUCUCAGGCAAUCCAAUUGAAGACAAAGGUGUGAUAGCUCUCAGUCAGGAGUUGAAGAAUCUGGAUAAAGGACUCAAGCACCUUUCUCUGUCUCGGGUAUCAGUGACUGCUAAAGGCCUUGGCCAUCUGAGUCAGGUGUUGUCCUCCAGCCAGCUGUUCACAGUAUCUCUAACCCACCUUGAUCUGUCUUGUAACCCUGGCUGCUUGGUUACUGAAGAGGCCAUGUUUCUCUUCAAGUUCUUGUCCAGUACGAACUCUCUUUCCCAUUUGGACCUCAGUGAUACCAACUGUCCCCUAGACACGCUAUUUGUGUCCCUGUCUGCUGGAUGUUGUUACAAACUGAUGCACCUGAACUUGGCCAGGAAUCCUUUCAGCCACAGAAAGGUGCGGGAGGUGACCCGGAGCAUUCAACAGUUCUUCAGUCAGAGCUGUGAGCUGAAGUAUGUGGGCCUAUCUGCUACCAAGCUACCUCCACAAGCUCUCAGGUUAUUACUACAGGGUUUGGCGACCAACACUCGUCUGUUCGGGCUGGAGUUAGACCUCAGCAGCUGUGAGCUACAUUCAGCAGGGGCCCAGGUGAUACAGGAGCACAUCUCUGAAGCUACAGCUAUCAGAAGACUGGACAUCUCUGACAACAGUUUUGAGAAUGACAUGGUGACACUGGUUCUGUCUGUUGGUCGAUGUCAGUCUCUACGACACCUUGCACUGGGAAGAAACUUUGCCAUGAAGUCCAGGGCUCUCACUGAUGUUCUUCAGCGUAUAGCGCAGCUCAUUCAGGAUGAAGAGUGUCCCUUGCAGUCUCUAUCAGUGUGUGACUCCAAGCUGAAGACAGGGAUGCACAUUCUUCUGAGCGCUCUGGGUGGCCAUGCUACUCUGGCUGAACUGGACAUCAGUGGAAACAACAUUGGAGACAAUGGAGCAAAAAUGCUGGCUAAAGCCCUGAUGAGUAACACCAGGCUGAGGACCUUGACAUGGGACAGAAACAAUGUAUCCGCCAAAGGUUUCCAGGAUGUGGCAGAUGCCUUGGAGAGAAACUUCACUCUGCAGCAGGUGUUUAUGCCCCUGGCUGAUAUCACACAGAGUUACCGCAGCAACCCUGAUAAAACAAAAGAAGCUCUGAACAAGAUUCAGCAGUGUUUAGUCAGAAAUAACCAGAUGCAGUCUGAUGGCGUGGAUCUUCAACCUCAGGUGUCUAAGACUCAACAAUCUGAAAAGCUGAUCCAGGGUAUGUGUCGGCAACUAGAAGACAGCCUUCAACGUUUAAGCCAAUGUAACAUGCAGGAAGCCCAGGCUGACAUCCUGACAGCACAUGAGGUGCUUCAAAAUGCCAGGGAUUCUUUCAAGCUUCUUCCCUCACUACAUGAGGCAGGCUGGAACUGUGCCUCUGAUGCAAACUUGGUGAACAGCAUCCUCGCUGACACUGCUACUGCACUGACCAAUGAGUUCACAAGAAGCUUACAGGAAAUGGCUCAAGACCUGAUGAGACAUGCAGAGGUAGUGUGUCCACAGGUGGACCAGCGUUCCAGUGUGUUUGAGUGUCUGUUAGAAUGUGUGUCAAAAAGAAGCAGACAGACACACAUAUUCAUGAAAAGCACUCUGGUGGAAGACGCAGGUCAUAUCAUCAGCAGCAAACUGCGUGAACUGAGACAAACACUGAGUGUCACUCUGGCUGAAAGCAUUGCAGAACAGAUGCUACAGGAUCUGACAGCGGCGCAGGGCAAAAUGGAUUGCCUUAUGAAAGAACAUUUAUGCAAUACUCAGAGAAUCACCAUCCCAGAGCUGCUACUGGUCGACAGUGACUUCCCAACUGAUGAUUACAGCCCAGCAUUUUGGAGGAAUGGCUUGCACUCCACAAACCUGAGGCCUGCUCCUUCAAUUAAGAGUCUUAUGGAUGCAGACUGGGAGCAGCAGACCAGGGACAUAGAGGCAGAGAGAGGUGGGGGAGGAUUCGCUGGCGAGGAGGACGGAGGAGGAGGAGGAGGAAGGUGUGGCCUUCCUUGGUUGCUGCCAGCAACCCCACUGUCACUCACAACCCCAGACCCCUCCCCCUCCACUUCCCCGUCCCCCUCCCCCUUAGGACAGAGGGGGAGGAGGCGGAGGGAGCGGGAGGUGGCGGCAGUGGAUGCUGCAGAAGCAAUAUCAGGAGCAAGAGGAGCAUCAUUCAUUCCUCCUCCCAGCCUCCCCCUCCUCUACUCCAUCCCCGCUCACGCUCCAAACGAGGGGGCAGUCGGCCGCGGAGGCUUACACCGACGAGAGACUCCCUUCCCCGGCUGCGGCCUCAGCCCAGGCCACCUCCCCGGCUCUGGAUCUCCCGUUUCUCCCAUGGAGCCUCUACCCACCCAGGGACAGACUCUAAGGCACUACACUGCCUCACGACCACGGCCACGACGCACACACACACAGCCUCCCUCCUCCAGGCCUCAGGAGCCAGUGUCAAAGGUAGAGAAUGAGGCUAGCGAGGUGAUGGGCAGAGUGGAUGAAGGAGUAGAGGAGUUCUUCACCAAGAAAAUCAUCGCUGACUAUGCACUAAAAGGCCGGUGGGAGGAGUCACACCCUGCCCAAGCCACUCCCCCAGCAUCAAGCUCCACCCCUUCAGCCUCUACCCCCUUUUCCUCCUCGUCUGACAUUAUCACCUCCUCUACCACUAUCACUGUCACCAGUCCCUCUAUUGCAUCUACUGACACAUCGUUUGCAUCCAAUGAUGUUCCACCCCUCUUGACAUCUUCCCCUCCCCCUACCUCCUCUUCUGUCACAACCACUACCGCCACAUUUCCCACCAAAAAUAUCAAGAAAAAGUUUGGUGACUUCUUCGCCUUCAAGAGGGCUCGACCUGGCCGUGCCACCAAGGCAGGCGGGGGAGAGGGAGGAGGAGGAGAGGGGGUGAAGGUCAAAAGGACCUCCAUUGCAGAUCUCAUUCGACCCCUCCGUGAGGCCAAAGAAAGGGAGAGGGAGAGGGAGAGGGACAAGGAGAAAGAGAAGGAGAGAGGGGGAAGGUCAGUGGAGGAUGCUAACAUUUCUAAUGAUGCCACCACCACAGAAGGAAGCAUUGCCACCAGCGACCAUCUUGCAGGCAAUGUGAGGGAAAAGAUGCCAUCUACCAAGACAUUAACCACGUUGACACCGCCUAGUGAAAAUGCUCCGCCUCAUCCCUCCAUCACCACCAGCCCUGACCUCACCACUGCUAUGCUCUCCAGCCUGGAUGAAGACAUAGUUCCUGUCCUACCAGGCUACACCCCUCGUCCUGAGAUCAGUUCCCCUCUAACUGAACAGAAGAUGCAGUUAGGAGGAACUCCGUAUGGAGAAAGGAGACUGAAGGUGACCAAGAGGUCACUGAGAGAGGGGAAGAGCCAGAGUCUCAUCCUGCUGACGGGAUUAGAGCCUGAAGACAAGGAUAGCACACCUAGUAAGAAACAUGCAUCUGAGAGCACAUCUGGUUUUGAACAGAGGCUUCAGGUGAUGUUGCACAGAAUGGGCGUGGCCAAAACUUCACCUGCUGAAACCAAGAUGUGCCAGAAUAAAGAUGAAGAGCUGAGGAAGGCCAACUCUGAAGGAGCUAUUCUGGACAAACCUGAACCACCUGCUACAUACAUGAAGCCCAGAACGAUGUCCACUUCAUCAGCUGACCCCAGGCAUCCUAUGACAGCACUGGACCCCAUUCGACCAGAACCUCUCCUUUUCCCAAAGCCCGCCAUCCCUGAGCGCCCUAUUGCCCCCCUGCCAUCAAAGCCUGCCAUCGCAGCCAAACCUCACCUCCCCACAUCAGCUGUUCCUGUAGAAGGAGGUGCUCGUCCCUCCUCUUCUCCUCCUACCAGCAGCUCAACAGAGCAAGCCCUGCUCAGAGCACACACUCAUGAUAGCAGGCCAGGGGAGGCUACAGAACAGGUGAUGCAGCAUUCAGUCCAGGAAGUUCUUCAUUGUUCCUAUGAAGUCAAUGCAAAAAAUGGAAGUCUGGAGGGUCCUCGGGGUGCAGCUUCCACCAUGUCCCCUAGGAAAGAGCUUCUUCCUUCAGUCCCAUCUCAAUGGAGGGGUCCAAGUGCACAGGCCCGUGCCGAGAAAGCACAAUCAGUGACUGACGAAAGUCUACCGAAGCCACGCCAGCACAUUAAGUCCAUUCCACAACGCAGAGCUGUGUCUGUCCACGAGGAUGCUCUGUCCAUUACACAAGAGCUGAAAGCAGUGUUACAGAGGUCACCCAUCCGUUUCCGGGGCAACAAAUGGGACCUGCCCUCCUGCACUGAAGAUCCAUCUAGUGGGGAGGAAGCACAGAGUGCACACACCAGUGACAAAGGAAAACAGACAGAUGAUGAAAAGAAGCACACUGUCCAGAAGGAGGAGCUCGAGGCAGAGAGAGGAAGAACUUGCUGUGGAGGUACAUCUGAAACCAAGCGCCAUCUUCCAGGAAAAGAAGAAGGUCCAGCCUCAGGUUGUCCCUCCUCUACAGCUCAAGCUCAACAAGAAGGUCAGCAAGAAGCAGCAGCACUGCAACCCUGCAGUCAAGCUGCAGCAUUAGAUAAAGCUCUGUGUGACCAUGAGAGUCCUUCAGCACGAACCCAUACCCUGGAAAAGUCCCCUACAAUCCCCACAUCCCAGAAAAAGAGCCCAAGCAUAGUCACAGCAUUGCCCCAAGCUCUAGAAAAAUGCCCGAUUCCCCUACGCCCCCAAGAAAAGUCCCCCAGCACAAUCCCAGUUGUGUCUGUAUCCUCAGAUAUCUCCCAAGUGAGUCCUCUGUCCCACCAGAGAAGUUCUGGCACACUGCAACCUAAUAUGGAUAUGAGAACCAGCACACAGGAGAGAGGAGAAGGCGUCUCUAAAGAUUACACGAUGAGGAAAGAGCCACCAGACCAAAGAACUGAGCCCCCGCUGUCUGAAUAACACACAGAGACCAACUUACAGAAGGAGAAAAGACGCACCUGGCAGAGACAGGAGGCAGAGAUCUGUGACACCACUGAACUGGGAUAGUAUGAGGUCAAAGAGUAGCAUGAAUGUUCUACUUUCAUGUGGAUAACUGCUCUCAUGUCAGGGUGUUCUCUUCGUCUGAGAACUAAAUACACAGCACACAUAAUUGGUAUGUUUUUUUUAUUUAUCUUUAUUGUAUGUUAGCUUGUGUAUAGUUUUGAGUAAUACUUUUUUUUUUUAUUAUUUCUGGGUUGAUAAGGAGGGACCAUUCUGAUUCAGACUGUGUGAGGCUUGCAAUAUUUGUUUGAAUUUGACAGCUGUUUUGUGCUUAUUUUCCCUGAAAAGCAAAUAACCCUAAUGUCAAAAAUUGUCAUUAACUUCAUCCUGUUAUUUUGCUCUAAACUCACUAUUGUUCUCCUUGUUGUGUCUUUGCAUUGAGCAGUAUGCAACUAUGUCACCUACAAAAAUCGUUCUGCUUUAAAUCAGAACACAUAUUUAAGACUCAUUGUCAGUAGGAGCUAGUAAUGGGACACAGCUAACAUGAGUUGAAACGUGAAGCAUGUGAUUCUAAAGCGAUGCCUUUUUUCAAAUUCUGUGCAUAUCACCUCAUGCUGUCUAUUUUGUGUGUGCACUGGAAAACAUUUGGUGUUUGUCAAGGAAACGAACAAAGCGGCUCGACCCUAUCUACAUAACACUAUUGCAGCAUAUCUUGAGCAUGCACAUUUCAGGGGGACUAUGGUGUGGUGCAUUCCUCUGUCUUCUUUUGCACUGUGCCACCUUAAAUAUAAAAUAAAUUCAAUUCAGUUCAAUUUUAUUUAUAUGGCGCCAAUUACAGAUCAGAUUUUCUCAAGACGCUUUACAGAACCCAUAUGCCUGAACAUGAAGACAACAGAAUCAGUAGCUGCAGUGAAUGAGUGCUGUGACUGCAGAGUAUUUGAAACAAGCGAAUCAAGAAGCAGAGCUCAGUUAAGGUGGCACACUGCAAAAGAAGUGAAAGGAACUAGCCACGACACGGUCAAAGACUGUACCAGUACCCCAGUCUACACAUUUUCCUUCAUGUUUGCCAAAGAAACCAUGACUGAGUCCCAACCCUCUAUUCUGUUAAAGCUGGUCAUCACAGUUUCAGCUUAUCCAAAAACAAUUAAUAAUAUUACAAUAUUAUUAGACAUCAAUUCGUUAGGCAAAAGAAAAGAUUUACAUAACUUCAGCAAAUUAGCAAAUUCUGAGAUUAUAAUUUGCAUUAACGCCUAGCAAGUGUCUCUAAUAGAAACAUUAGGAGCAGUGGGAUAGUACAUCUGGCACGUUAAAGUAUGAAGAUUAGCUAACAAGCUAAAUAUUAGCAAUGUUUCUCCAGAAUCACAGACUCCACCUUCAGUGAGUGAACUGACAUGAGGGGAUGGCUUAUGAACAGCACAAUGACAAGUGUACUUUAACAACACACGUCAAGCACACAUUUUUAUCACCUACUCAAACACGUCAUUUUGAUUUGAAAUGGGAUUUCAAGGCCUGUGAUUGAAUUUAAGGCUCGAAUUUCUUUUACAGUAGAGCUUGUAUCUUUUUAUCUUCUUGAUUUUUUUUCCCCCUUCUGGAUGAUCACAAUGUUUACAGAGAAAGCUUCCUCAAAUAGCUUCAAGUCAAUCAAACUUAUCUGUUUGGGAACAUGUCAAGCAAUUAAUUAUUUUACAACGUACAACAUAAGUAAGUACACCUCAGUGAACAACCUCUAAAUGUCAAAUGAUUCAAAAUUGUAUCACCUUACAACAUUGCAUUUGUUCUACGAAGAAGAGGGAGAUAUUUUUUUAAAUUAUAUGAUUUGAAAACAGCUCAGAUUUACCAUAAUAAAAAUACAGGACCCUCAGUAGAAACUCCAUACAUUUCAGCACAGUACACAUUUGAUUACUGAGAUUAAUUUUUUACAUUUUUUUUUAAAAAUACUUUGUAUGAACAAGAGCUUCACAGUGGCGUGGUGGUUAGCACUUUCACCUUGCAGCUAGAAGAUCCCCAGUUUGCAUCCCGGCUUUCCCGGGAUCCUUCUACAUGGAGUUUGCAUGUUCUCCCUGUGCAUGCGUGGGUGAUGCUAAAUUUUCCAUAGGUGUGAAUGUGAGUGUGAUUGUUUGUCUCUUUGUAUAGCCCUGUGAUAGACUGGUGACCUGUCCAGGUUGUCCCCUGCCUUCACCCUAAGUCAGCUGGGAUAGACUCCAGCCCCGCCGUGACCCUAAUGAGGAUUAAAUGGUGUACAGAUAAUGGAUGGAUUAAUGGACUUUGUAUGAACACCUUUAUUUUUUGUAACAUAACAGAUAUAAUAGACUCAAUCCAACUCAGUUUGGAGGAUUUAAGAAAUCUCUGGAGAGAUGUUCAAAUUUGUGUUUUUUCUUUUGGUUUUCUUGCAACUGCUCUUUGUCUGUCUCACUAUCUUUUUCUUUAAAACACCACAGAGGGGUUUUAUUGGACUCAGGUCAGGCAACAAACUUGGCCAGAUAAUAGGUUUCACUUUUUUCUUCUGUUAAAACUCUUGUGUGAUAUUGGCAGAAUCCUUAAAAAUAAAAUAAAUGAAAUAUUCCUCCUUUGCCGAGCUUCUGGAGACUUGAGGUCAUCUUGUCAGCCAGUAUUUAUGGUCCAUCCACAAGCUUUCAUGUUGCAUCUGUAACUGUGAAGUCCUCCACUUCUUUUGCCCUCAUGUAUGUAACCUCUUCUAAUCAAACUCCCACCUCCGUGCUUCACUGUCAAGACUGUGCAUUCACUGAAGCAGAACAAAUUUAGCAGAGCAAAUUCAUGUUCUUGGCCUCAUCUGACCAAACAAAUUGCUUUCAGUUUUCACCAAGUUUCCUCCCAUGUUCUUCACCAAAGUGUAAUCUUUCAGUUUUUUUGCUGAAGAGCAGGCAAGGAGUUUGAGAACAUGGAAUGUUCUUUACGCUGUCUAGGCUGUCAUAGAAACUGAUUUCCAUUAAUCACCACUGAGUCUAAAGCACUUGUCCAUUUGGUUUUCAUAGCUUGGUUGUGCAAAUAGUAACCACUGUGACUUUGAUUAGGGUUACUAUGACUCAUUAUACACCUGAUUACUACUGCAACUGUGUUUUGACUGAUUUUUAGUUGGUCACCAAUCUUCCUGUUUUCUUUUCCAUCAUUGUAAAGUCUUAGAUUUUUCAGCUCUUCCACAAAUUGAAUAUGCAGACAAGAUGCACUCAGACACAGUCCAAGGUUAAGAAAGUUCUGGUGUUCACAGGGGAUUUUAUAAUCACGUUCAUGCAGUAAUGCUAAAUGGAAAUCAUAGGUUUACGAAAUUUUUCAAUGAUCACAGGUUUUCUAACUUGUGUGUCAGUAAUCACAGAUGGAUUCCUGGUUGUUUUCCUUUCAAUAUAGUCUUUUAUAUGGGGAGAUACUCUACUUGGAAACUCUGAAAUCUUGAAAUGACUGAGAGGUUACACAAUCUGAAGGAUUUGAUAUCUAAGUGACUCAGUUUUGUUGAAUAAUGUAACUACUUACUAAUACUAAUGAAGUGCAGCAGCUUAAUUGCGUGAACUGCAUUAACAAAUGGCUAGUUAUUAAUUUUCCUUUUUUCUUUUCAAUAAAUGUCAGUGUAAUUUAUAAAUAUCAGGAAAAGAAAGACGGUGCUCAUUGGAAUAAAAUUAUUUUUAAUUUUAUCGGCAGUGUAUGGGGAUUCCUCAUCAGGCCACUAAUUCAGUCAUCAGUUUAUUAUUUUUACACAUAAAAAAUUGAGCACAAUUCCCUUGCUUCAUAUUCUUUCUACAGAGAAGUAGAACAGCAUCUUGGAAACAAUUAUAUUUCCAGAAAUUUCUAAAAAUGUUACAAUGAAAAUUAUUCCAAAUGCAUUUCUUGUUCAAUAUUCAUAGAGAGUCCCAUCAUGCCAUCUAUGUGGGAAAGUUUUCAUUUUAUGUAUAUGUUUUUACCUUGUUGGCACAUUGCAGAAUCUUCAGACUGAUACAUGCUCUUCAUGUUUUUGCAUAUUUCUGUGGGACUAUGUGACAGUGAAGUCAAUUCAGGACAGUCGUUCCAUUAGACAACUAUGUAUGUAAUUAUAUCAUAGAAGGACCUGAUCAGAUAGUGUGUGAGAUGAACAGAAGAACUUGAAUAUCCAGUUUAUCAAAUUCUCAGGUUGGUUGUGGAGAAGGUGUGUACUUUGCAAGAGCAGGCCUCAGUUCAGCUCUCUGUGUGGUCGGUGACCUGGGCCUAUGUCUCAUCCUGGAGGCGAGUUUAUUUUCUACUGUCACGUUUAUCUUUGCCUUGCACGCACAGAAUAUGUACAAAACUACAUAAAGCAUACAAAAACAAAAUGAUGAAUAGAGUGUAAAUCCAUACCUAUACUUGUUAAGAACUAUUAAAAGUUAAUUGAGUUGUGUCAUAA